AUGGAUGGUCUAAAUGAACUUGAAAAGCUCGAGUAUCUCUCACUCAUUUCUAAAAUCACCAGCGAACUUUUUAAUCACACUGGCCUCAAUGAUAAAACACUUGCCGAGUUUGUAAUAAACCUUCACGAACAGAAUCGUUCGCUGCCGGAAUUUAAAAAAGUUCUGAAUGAGGCUGGAGCAGAAUUUCCCGAGUCCUUUAUUGCAAAUCUGGAUCGUUUAAUACUUAAAAUGAAUCCAAAGUAUAAGAAGAAAGGCGACGACGUUAAUGGUGAGGCCAAAUCAGAAACAUAUAAUCCAGACGAAAAGGCGAAACUAUUUCCUGGUCUAGCGAUGCCUAAUGAUCCUGAAUGGCAAAAAUCAAGAGAUGAAGACGCCAAAGUUGCUGAUGCGACCUUUGCACAACUGGAGAGUCUAGAGAGUAUGGUCCGAUCAAAGAAGUUAGAGGCCAUGGAACGAGAUAGCAAACAUCGAAAGCGCAACAGGAGCAGAAGUUCCAGCAGAGAUGUCUCACGCUCGCCCCGGGGGGGCUAUGAGAAAAAUCGAAGAGAAAACUAUGUUGACGAAAGUCCGAUUUUAUAUAAAAUAUAUAACGGUCAAGUGACUAAUAUGAAAGAAUUCGGUGCCUUUAUAUGUUUGGAUGGAGUAAAGGGAAGAGUUGAAGGGAUGGUUCAUGUGAGCAUGCUUCAAGCGGGCGGAAGAGUAAACCACGCAUCAGAUGUCGUAUCUCGAAAUCAACGCGUAAAGGUCAAAGUCAUGUCUAUUAUUGGAUCACGGAUAAGCUUAUCAAUGAAGGAUGUAGACCAAGAGACGGGAAAAGAUCUUUCUCCGCAUUUACGUGUGAAGACUGAAGCGGAACUUGCCGCUGAAGCAAGCCGUAAUCCCGAGAAACCUUUGUCUCUCGCUCAGACUCCUAUAUUAGAAGAAGACGAAGAUACAUCAAGGUACAAACGCCUUUCAUCGCCCGAACGCUGGGAAAUCAAACAACUUAUAGCGUCUGGUGUACUUAAAGCGUCGGAUUAUCCUAAUUUUGACGAAGAGCAUGGUGUAAUGGAUAACAUGGAAACCGAGGAAGAAUUGGACGUUGAAAUCAGAGAAGAAGAACCACCGUUUCUCAGGGGUCAGACGAAGCAUUCUAUGCAAUUGAGUCCCAUCAAAGUCGUAAAAGCUCCCGAAGGAACAUUAAACCGUGCUGCUCUAUCUGGUGCCGCGCUCGCAAAAGAACGAAGAGAAUUAAGGCAACAACAAGCGAAUGCCGAGUUAGAUUCUGUUUCCCGUGAUGUUAAUACAGCUUGGCUAGAUCCUAUGCCUGAACCCGGUGAACGACAUUUUGCGCAAGAUUUGCGUAGCAUUGCCGCUGGUCGCAAAGCAGGCGAAGUGCCGGAAUGGAAGAGAGAGACGUUUAACAAGGCCACAAGUUUUGGCAGAAUAACAAACAUGUCAAUCAAAGAACAAAGAGAAAGUCUGCCUAUCUUCAAGUUACGCUCGCAAUUGAUUCAGGCUAUUACGGAUAAUCAACAAUUGAUUGUAGUUGGCGAUACAGGUUCGGGCAAGACAACACAGAUGACUCAGUACAUGUACGAAGAAGGGUUUGCGAACAGUCGAAAAAAAAUCGGUUGUACUCAACCACGUCGUGUGGCCGCUAUGUCUGUGGCCAAGCGUGUGGCUGAGGAAGUCGGUUGUCGUCUUGGCGAGGAAGUAGGAUACACAAUUCGUUUCGAAGAUUGCACGAAUCCUGAGAAAACAUGCAUUAAAUACAUGACGGAUGGUAUGCUGCUUAGAGAGUGUUUAUUGGAUCCUGAUUUGAACUCGUAUGCCGUCAUCAUUCUCGAUGAGGCUCACGAGAGAACAAUUUAUACGGAUGUGUUGUUCGGGUUAUUAAAACAAACUCUCAAGAAACGUCCCGAACUUAGGGUAAUAGUCACGUCCGCAACGCUCGAUGCAGAAAAGUUCUCGAAAUACUUCUUUGGCUGUCCUAUAUUUACUAUUCCUGGUCGCACCUAUCCUGUCGAGAUAUUGUAUACAAAAGAGCCAGAAUCGGAUUACCUGGACGCAGCGCUUAUUGCGGUUAUGCAAAUUCACUUGCAGGAACCGCCAGGCGAUAUUCUUCUUUUCCUGACUGGUCAAGAAGAAAUUGAAACCGCUUGUGAAAUUCUGUAUGAACGUAUGAAAGCUCUUGGACCUCAAGUUCCUGAUCUCAUAAUUUUACCAGUGUACUCUGCAUUACCUGGUGAAAUGCAAUCUCGUAUAUUUGAGCCAGCGCCUCCAGGCAGUCGUAAAGUUGUCAUUGCUACGAAUAUUGCGGAAACAUCAAUUACUAUCGAUGGCAUCUAUUAUGUUGUCGAUCCUGGGUUUGUUAAGCAGAACGCUUAUGAUCCUAAAAUUGGUAUGGAUUCGUUAAUUGUAACGCCGAUUUCUCAGGCACAAGGAAAUCAACGUGCUGGGCGUGCUGGACGUACUGGACCCGGAAAAUGCUAUCGAUUAUAUACAGAGGCGGCCUUCCGCAACGAGAUGCUUCCGAAUCCCGUUCCUGAAAUUCAACGGACAAAUUUGGCCCAUACGGUACUUACGCUCAAGGCUAUGGGGAUUAAUGAUCUACUUCAUUUCGACUUUAUGGACCCACCUCCUGUACAAACGCUUCUUACUGCGUUAGAGCAGUUAUACGCUCUCUCUGCUUUAGACGAUGAGGGCCUAUUGACAAGAUUAGGUCGAAAGAUGGCAGAAUUUCCAUUGGAACCGCCACUCUCCAAAGUGCUGAUACUUUCGGUCGACCUUGGUUGUUCAGAAGAGAUUCUUACCGUUGUUGCAAUGCUGUCCGUUCAGAAUGUCUUCUACAGACCGAAAGAGAAGCAGGCGGCGGCUGAUCAAAAAAAGGCCAAAUUCCAUCAGCCCGAAGGGGAUCAUUUAACUCUUUUGACUGUUUAUAAUGCGUGGAAGGCUAGCAAAUUCUCUAAUGCAUGGUGUUUCGAGAAUUAUAUUCAGUCAAGAAGCAUGCGUCGUUGUCAGGAUAUCCGCAAACAGCUAUUGGGUAUUAUGGAUAGGUAUAAGCAAGACAUUAUUUCCUGUGGAAAGAAUUACAACAAGGUUAGGAGGGCUAUAUGUGGUGGCUUUUUCCGUCAUGCUGCUAAAAAGGAUCCUCAGGAAGGAUAUAAGACUUUGGUUGAGGGUACGCCGGUAUAUAUACAUCCAUCCAGUGCACUGUUCAACAAAGGACCAGAAUGGGUGAUCUAUCAUGAAUUAGUCCUGACCACUAAAGAAUAUAUGCGAGAAGUUACCGCUAUCGAACCGAAAUGGCUUACUGAAGCAGCACCCAAAUUCUUCAAAGUGGCAGAUGCAAAUACUAUCAGUAAGCGCAAGAGAGGUGAAAAGAUUCAACCACUGUACAACAAGUACGAAAAGCCAAACGAAUGGCGUCUCAGUCGCGUCAAGAGGCAUCAAAGGGUAUCACAAACCUUUGGAUAA
Paraglomus brasilianum is the source of this 3459-nucleotide messenger RNA. NCBI's taxonomy places the organism in Eukaryota, Fungi, Glomeromycota, Glomeromycetes, Paraglomerales, Paraglomeraceae. The record is from the annotation of a GenBank genome assembly.